AUGUUACAGAGAGCAGCUAACAAUGCAUAUUCAUGGUGGUGGGCUAGUCAUAUCAGAACAAAGCAGUCUAAAUGGAUGGAUCAAAACCUUCAAGAAAUGGAGCAACAGGUAAAGGCUGUUCUUAAGCUGCUGGAAGAAGGAGACUCGUUCGCAAGGGGAGCCGAAAUUUACUACAAAAGGAGGCCCGAAUUGAUCCAUUUUGUGGAAGAAUCCUAUAGAGCUUAUCGAGCCUUAGCUGAAAGAUAUGAUCACUUAUCAACUGAGCUACAAAAUGCUAACAGCACCAUUGCUUCCGUUUUCCCAGAGCAGCUUCAUUUCGCGAUGGAGGACGAAGACGAAUUCGGGUCUCCCAAGUUCUCGAAAAAGCCAUUGGAGAACUCGAAGGGAUAUUCCUAUGUCCCCCUAUGCAAUAUCCCCUCUGUCCCAAAUGUCCCAACCCUCUAUUUAAAAGAUGCUAAGGGCUCAGUCACAUCAGGCUUCAAGAAAAAGCAACAUAAGAUAAUAUCACCAAAAGGGAGUAUUAGUGUGAUUCCGAAAUCCGGUUUGAGUAUACCCCAAGGACUUGAUGCGAUUCAUAGGCUUCAGAAACGGAUCCUGGCAUUGCAGACCGAGAAAGAGUUCGCUCGCAACACCUACGAGAGUGGGAUGGCCAAGUAUUGGGAAUUAGACAAUGAGAUUCAAGAGAUUCAUAAGCAACUUUGUGGCUUGGAAGAUGAGUUUGGCGAACUUAAAGUGAUUGCAGAUGAUGAGGCUCGAAUCCUGAUGGAAGUGACCGCUUUGAAAUCUUGUAGAGAUACAUUGGCUCAGCUCGAAGAGAAACAGGAGAGGUUUGCAAUGGAAGCUCAAAUCGAGCAUAAAAGGGUCAAGGUUUCGAGGGAGAAGUUGAACGCCCUCAAGAAAAAGUUCCAGCUUUUGAAUGAAGUCAAUCAAGAAAAGGGUGCUAGCGACAAUGAUGAUAACCAAAAGAGAAAGGAAAUAGAAUAUUUAAAGGAGAAUAUCACGAAACAAUUUGAGGUUUUCUUUAGUGGAACUUUGAGUGUGACGGAGAUGGCUGAGAAGAUCAAUGAACUCCUGAACAACAUGAUCAACUUAAAAAGCACGGUCACAUCUCAGUCGAUUCUUGUCCAAAGACUACGAAUCGAGAUCGAUGAGCUACAGGCUCAAAUUGAGGUGUUGGAAGAUGAAAAAGCCACAUCGAUUGAUGGGAAAAAUGAUGUGACAUUGAAGAAGAAGAUAAGGGAAAUGGAGGAGAAGUUGAAUGAGAUUCAGGAUUUGAGCCAGACUGUUGAAGAUCAAAACAACAAUCUCCAAAUAUAUUUCACUGAAGCAAAUUGUAGUAUUGAUCAUAUUUCUGAAAAAGUUGAUAGUAUGAUGCCAUUGCCAGAUGACAAGGUCGAUGAAGUAGAGAAGAGCUCAUCCAUGGAAGUCAAAUCAUCAAAUGAGAAGGAGACCAAAACAGGCAUUGAGCUUGAAACAACAACAACAGGGACUGUCAUGGUGUCUACUUCAUUACAAGGGAAGGACACCGAAGCCGCAAAAGAGCAUGAAUCUGAUGCAACUUGUACAAAUGGAGGGGUUAUUAGCCAUGAAACUUCAAUGGCUUCGAAGAAAUGUGAAGACUCGACAGCGCGAGCUUCUUCACUGACAGUGAACACCAUUGCCAAAGUUGGAAUAGAAGGGGAUGAGCCAAACUCGAAGCAGUUGUUGUCGAAAGGUAUUGAAGACAAAGAGAAGGAUAUAUUGAUGGAAUACAGUCUGAAGCUUCGAAACCAGAAUAAGGAUACAGAGAAGAAGCUGAAGGAAGCUGAGGCAAAUAACCAAAAUGGGAUGUUUGAGAUAAUGUCGCAGCUGAAGGAACUUAAAGAGAGUAAUGCCAUGAAAGAUGAAUUAAUCCGAUCUUUACAAGAGAAACUAAGCUUGGUGAAGCAAGUUCAGUGAUUUCUGAGAAAAUAGUGGUUAUCGAAACUCAGCCUGCACAGAGAGAGCCAAGUAAACGAAGGCUUCGAUGUGAUCGAUGCGGUGAUGCAAAUUGCCAAGUCGGGAACUACUUCAGAAAUCGAAGAUAAGUUCCGGGCGGACAUCGAUGAACUACUAGAAGAGAACUUGGAUUUCUGGUACAGAUUCAGCACUACAUUCCAAGAGGUGAACAAGUUUGAAGAACGAGUGAAAGAUUUAUAGGCGGAGGUAUCAGAAAUCGAGGAAAGAAGAAAGGAAAGCAGAGAUAACAAUAAAAACAGUGUGAAAUAUGCGCUGCAAUUGGACGCAUGGCCACUGUACAAACAUCUCAGAGAGGUGCAGAAGGAGUUGAGUGUGUGGAUGGAAAAGGGUGUAAUGCUAAAAGAAGAACUGAAGGAGCGGUUCUCGUCAUUGUGUGAGAUCCAAAAAAUAACAAGGGCUUUGAAAGCAAGUGCUGAAGAUGAUGAGUUCAAGUUCUCAAGCGACCAAGCAGCUAAAUUCCAAGGCGAGAUAUUGAACAUGAAACAAGAGAACAUCCGAGUUGCAAUCGAAGUGCAAGCUGGUCUGAACAAUGUAACAAAAUUGCAGCUUGAAUUUGAGAGGAACCAUGCAAGAUUGAGUGAAAAAUGGGGAAUUUCGGGGUCUAAGUGA
Messenger RNA from Gossypium raimondii (Peruvian cotton), 2607 nucleotides. RefSeq names its product protein NETWORKED 2D. Gene Ontology annotation, molecular function: actin binding. The record is from RefSeq and is a predicted model, not a curated record. Lineage: Eukaryota; Viridiplantae; Streptophyta; Magnoliopsida; Malvales; Malvaceae.